This is a messenger RNA of Hypoxylon trugodes, 252 nucleotides long. RefSeq lists its product as uncharacterized. Lineage: Eukaryota; Fungi; Ascomycota; Sordariomycetes; Xylariales; Hypoxylaceae. The coding region runs from base 1 to 252 and encodes 83 amino acids. The transcript is spliced from 2 exons. The record is from RefSeq and is a predicted model, not a curated record.
AUGGCUGACGAAAAUCACGGAUUAUCCGACAACGCCAUCAUGGGCGCGCACGACAUGAUCCACCAUGCCGAGCAAGAAGAACAUGAGUACGAAGCCGCUAUGAAGAGAGGAAUCUCGGAUGAAGCCGCAGAGGCUGAAUACGACCUGAUGCACGGCGCCGAGGAGCGGGCCGCCCGGGAUGAGAGGAGACGUCGCGGCUCCUUCAACAAGGUCAAGAGGACCUUAGAAAAGCUCAUCCCCGGUAAACAUUGA